GGCGGCGGCGCGGCGGCGGCGGCUGCUCUCUCCGGCGGCGGCGUCUCUUUGUCUGUCGGCGGAGGAGGGCGGCCGGGGGCGCAGGCGCAGUUUAACGUGACCGCUGACCUGCGCUUCUGUCUGGCCUCCUCAGAGAGCCGCCUGCAUGCCGUUGCCUCCUCAUGGUAACGGGGGGUGUCCAGAGGGCACCAUGUCGGAUCUCAUGAUCAACCUGGAGACGGCAGUCCUUCAGCCCUGUGCCAAAAAGGGCUCCGAGGGCAGCAAGAGGCACCAGCGCUUUGUCCAGCGACGCCACUUCCUGGAGAGGAAAGGCUUCUUGAAGCAGAAGCAGUUGCCGGUGCAGCCGUCCCUGCCCAAGCGGGAUGCCUCCCGCGGGCGCCCAGGGCUGGAGGAGGAGGGGGGCAAGAAGAGGCCGAAGGUGGGCAAGCCCCUGGCUGCCAGUGGCCGGGCUGGUGGCGCGCCUCCGCGGGAAGAUGGGGCAGCCCACCGGCCGGAAGCCCAGCCCAAGCAGAACGCCAGCCGGGGUUCAAGCUCCCAGGCUGCCCCCCCUGCUGGGGCCCCCCCUGCUGCAUCGAGUAAAACGGGGAGCAGCUUGCCGGGGCGGAACGGGACCCUGGCAAACUGCAGCAGCUGGAGGGACGUUCCCAGGGUCAGCUUGCUGAGUGAAUACGAGAGCGGCCUGCCCUCGGCCCCGGCCCCGGGCAAGUGCAGCAAAGCGGUGGCCAUCGACUGUGAGAUGGUGGGCACGGGGCCUGGCGGGCGGACCAGCGACCUGGCCCGGUGCAGCGUGGUCAGCUAUGACGGCGACGUGGUCUACGACAAAUACGUCCGGCCCCUCAGCCCCAUCACCAAUUACCGGACCCGGUGGAGCGGCAUCCGGAGGCAUCAUAUGAAGAACGCGGUCCCCUUCAAGGUGGCCCAGAAGGAGAUUCUGAAGCUCCUUUGUGGGAAGGUGGUGGUGGGCCACGCCAUCCACAACGACUUCAAGGCCCUCAAGUACUUCCACCCCAAGUACUUGACCAGGGACACGUCCAAGAUCCCUCUGCUCAAUCGCAAGGCCGGCUUCCCGGAGAACGAGGCGGCCUCCCUGAAGCGCCUCACCAAGCAGCUCCUCCACAGAGACAUCCAGGUGGGCCAGAACGGCCACUCCUCAGUCGAAGACGCCCGCGCCACCAUGGAGCUGUACAAGGUGAUCGAGGCGGAGUGGGAGAGGCACCUGGCCACCUCCCCAGCUCAGGACUGACCCUUCCGGGCGCCCCGGCGGACUUUGGCCACGGAGCGACUGGGCCGGGAGAGCUAGAGCGAGGGCCCGGGACCCCCAGGAGCGCUUUGGACGAGGGCCGGGGGGCGGGCAGGUGCGUGGAAAAGAACGGGCGGGGUCGGCGUCCAUUACAUCGUUUCCAGCGGAGGCCCGCGUGUCGGUGUGUUCCUGGCUCCCCAGCCUGGUGCUGCCCCCUCCCUCUCGGCUUAAGGCUGGGCUGGCUCAGGGGAGACUCCCCGCCCCCACAGCUGGAAGUUUCACUGCCCCUGGAGGGGCGACAAUGGUGCUAUCAGCUCUCUAGCAGCUGGCCUCCUUCUGCCCUGGGUCCUGUCCGGGCUCAGCCUCCUUCUCUCCCAGGGCGGGGGGAGCAGAGCUGCGUGACCCCAGGGCUCGGCCGGGGCCUCUGCCAAACGCUCGUUGCUUCUCUGGCGCGGUUCCUCCUUCCCUCUGCCUGUGCCGCAGGGCCUCUUCAGCCUGACCUGGCCUUUGGCCUCGCCAGCCCACACAGGCACGGAGCAGCCCUUGGGCACAGGGGC
This is a messenger RNA of Elgaria multicarinata webbii, 1797 nucleotides long. RefSeq names its product interferon stimulated exonuclease gene 20 like 2 (gene ISG20L2). Gene Ontology annotation, cellular component: nucleus. Bases 146 to 1243 code for a protein of 365 amino acids. NCBI's taxonomy places the organism in Eukaryota, Metazoa, Chordata, Lepidosauria, Squamata, Anguidae. The transcript is spliced from 4 exons. The record is from RefSeq and is a predicted model, not a curated record. Gene Ontology annotation, molecular function: nucleic acid binding; 3'-5'-RNA exonuclease activity.